AUGUCAAAACCCGCCCCCGCCCCCGUCGACCUCUACCUCCAACGCGCAUUCGCCCUGGGCUCCUCGGCCUCCGCCCAAGACCUCUACAACGAAUGGGCCGCGGGGUACGACAAGGACCUCAACAGUGCAAGCUACGCGUCUCCGCGACGGUGCGUCGAGGUUGUUCUCAGAGCACUCUCAUCAACGCCAUCAUCAUCAUCUCUUCUAUCCUCGGGUUCAAACGACAAGAAUAGCACUAGUAACUCGUUCAAAACGUUAAGGAUCCUUGACGCAGGGUGCGGAACGGGUCUUGUCGGGGAAUGUUUCGCGCGGUCACCCCUCGGUGAAAUCAGUGAUAUUGACGGGGUCGAUCUCAGCACUGGGAUGCUGGAUGUUGCGAGGGCGAAGGGCGUGUAUCGGGAUCUUGAGACGGCGGAUUUGAAUGUCCGCAAUGGGAUCAAACGGGAGGACGCGGAGUAUGAUGUUGUUGUUUGUGUGGGGACGUUGACGAAGGGGCAUGUUGGGCCGGCGGUUUUCAAGGAGUUUGUGAGGCUUGUGAAGGGGGGUGGUGAGGGAUUGGUGGUUGCGACGGUGCAUGGGGGUGUUUGGGAGGAUGGGGGGUAUAGGGCUGAGGUGGAGAGGCUGGAGAAGGAUGGGGAGGUGAGGGCGGAUGUUGAGGAGUUUGGGAUUGUUGAGGGGGAGAGCAGCAGUGGGAAGAUGGUUGUUUUGAGGAGAUGUUAG
This is a messenger RNA of Aspergillus puulaauensis, 720 nucleotides long. Its product is annotated as class I SAM-dependent DNA methyltransferase. Bases 1 to 720 code for a protein of 239 amino acids. NCBI's taxonomy places the organism in Eukaryota, Fungi, Ascomycota, Eurotiomycetes, Eurotiales, Aspergillaceae. The record is from RefSeq and is a predicted model, not a curated record. The transcript has a single exon.